This is a messenger RNA of Diabrotica virgifera virgifera (western corn rootworm), 4694 nucleotides long. RefSeq names its product zinc finger protein 252-like. Gene Ontology annotation, cellular component: nucleus. Gene Ontology annotation, biological process: regulation of transcription by RNA polymerase II. Gene Ontology annotation, molecular function: RNA polymerase II cis-regulatory region sequence-specific DNA binding; DNA-binding transcription factor activity, RNA polymerase II-specific. Bases 700 to 3129 code for a protein of 809 amino acids. The record is from RefSeq and is a predicted model, not a curated record. The transcript has 11 exons. Lineage: Eukaryota; Metazoa; Arthropoda; Insecta; Coleoptera; Chrysomelidae.
GUGUAACGAAUAGGAUUUUUUCCCAUUGCUUCUAUCUGGAAAUUGUGUUGUUAGUUAUUUUUUUUUGUAUAAAAAUAUUUAUUUCGUAAUGUCUCAGGUUACACCAAUACAAACUUAUCAACCAGCUGCCUUCUCAGUGUGUAGGUCAUGAUUCGCUAAAUGGAUACUGGGGGAUAACAAUGACUUCAAAAUAUUUAAACAAUAUGGUUUUUUACGUAGAUACAAAUACGAGAUAACCUAUUAAGAUUUUGGAUAUGGAUAUUUGGUAGUAUAUCAGAUCUAUCUACAAUUAUACUAACCUACGAAGGGUCAACCAUAGAACAUCUGCUAGUUAACAAUCGAAACAAGAGAAACGAGAGAGAAAAAAGAUCAACCCUUCGCUGCUUUACACAGUAUUUACUCACACAUAUCUCAGUCGAUUUUCAGUAAAGUAAUCGCUGAGAUUGAGGUGCAAUAAUUACAAGAAAAAUUAGUACAAAUAUCAACGACGUGACGUUAGCCGUUCAAGUAACGGCAUUUUUUACAAUCGGUUUUAAAUAACCUGUCAAAAUUUUCACAACGGAGGAACAAAACAUACUUAGUAAUUUAAAAGUUGAACAUGAGAAUCUUGUAGCAAAGUGGCUGCAAAAUUCUUUCAAAUUACAAGAAAAUACCGCCCUUGACCUCAGGGCGACACCGCUAACACCUCUUCAAAUACCAAUGGCGGAGGUAAACAAUAGACCAGUCUUUAAGAUGAACAAUGACUUCUGGAACCAGGCGCGAGGACCACCUCAGAAUCUGCCUCAGAAUCUAUCUAAUUCGAAUCAAAAUUCGCCAGUACCAGGGUCUACCAAUUCCAUACCUGCACAUUCACCGAGUCAACAAAGUAACAGUAGUCAGAUUCACGUUGUUACGCCAGGAGCUUUGGCUCUGCAACAAGCCAAUCAGCAAACGCAACAAAAUAAUCAAGCACAUGCGCAGCAACAAGCACAACAACAACAGCAGCAAGCGCAGCACAAUGCGCAACAGCAAGCGCAACAACAACAAAACGCACAACAGGUGCAGCAACAAGCUCAACAGCAAGCGCAGCAACAGGCUCAGCAACAGGCGCAGCAGCAACAACAGCAGCAACAACAGCAGCAACAGCAACAGAAUGCACAGAUGAACCAACAACAACAACUUAAUCCACAGCAACAACCACAAACUAAUGGACCUAACCAGCAACAAAAUCAGCAGUCUCAAUUAUCACCGCAUAUGGGGAGUCCUAACCCACACGCACAAGCAGCUCAUGCUCAUGCAUUGGCUCAAGUCGCUCAGCAGCAGCAGCAAAUGGUCAACAUGCACCAGCAAUUGACCAGUGGUCAAUCAUCUCCUGACAAACUGAUGACAGAGAAGAUCGUGAAUGAAUUACAGAUCUUCAUGCACAAAUCUGCUAUGCAGAUGCAUGCUAGGGACCUCGCCGGACGAUCGGAAGUAAAACCUCAUCAAUGUCAGCAGUGUCUCAAGUCCUUCAGUAGCAACCAUCAACUUGUACAGCACAUCCGAGUCCACACUGGCGAAAAGCCCUAUAAAUGUUCCUAUUGUGACAGGCGGUUCAAGCAGCUGAGUCACGUUCAACAACACACAAGACUUCACACGGGCGAACGUCCUUACAAGUGCCACCUUCCAGACUGUGGUCGAGCCUUUAUUCAACUGUCCAACCUCCAGCAACACCUCAGAAACCACGAUGCUCAAGUAGAAAGGGCGAAGAACAGGCCCUUCCAUUGCAACAUCUGCGGCAAAGGUUUUGCGACGGAAUCCAGUCUGAGAACGCACACGUCCAAAGUAAGCCAUUGUAUUGGUCGUUUGCAGCAACAUGCAGCUCUGAUCGGCGGACCCAACGCCACGUCAUGUCCGCUCUGCCACAAGAUGUUCCUCGGAGGCGAAGCUCUGAUGGAGCACAUGAAGCACACUCACAAGGAUCCCAAUGCUUCGGGGGUAGCAACGAAAAGGAGAACUGCCAAUCAUCCAUGUCCCGUUUGUGGGAAGCACUAUGUCAACGAAGGCUCUUUGAGAAAGCAUUUAGCUUGUCACCCCGAAACGUCACAAUUGUCGAGUUCCUUGAGAAUGUGGCCAUGUUCUGUAUGUCAAGCCGUAUUUACUCAUGAAUCAGGACUUCUUACGCAUAUGGAGCAUAUGAGGAUGGAUCCCAAACAUCAAUUCGCUGCUCAAUAUGUGCUCUCGAGAGCGGCCGCAGAAAGAAGAGAACGGGAAAGUAUCCUAGCCGCUGUAACAUCUGCCUCUGGAAGCGGUUUACUCGGCUUAGGAAUGGGUCCAGUUGAUUUUUCAGCGAGUGGCAGUCCAAUGUGUGCGUCUCCCAGCGCUCAUAGCGAUAGUUCCUCUGGUAAUGGAAGAUUAUCUUCAGCAGGCUCGGAAGGUGGACUCAACAACAACAACAAUAACUGCAAUACUAAAUUAGGUGAUAUCUUACGAAGCAACAAUGGACUCCAUCAACAAUAUAAUGUAGAAGAUCAAUUACACACGGCGAACCGAAUGGCCGUUUUAGCGAAUAUGGUUGGCCAAGGUGGAGUACCACCUGGUUUAGGUUCGGAUUCAUCUGCUGCUGCCAAUAUAACUGCCGCAAAUCUUGCCAAUUUAGCGAUGAGACUUGGUGUAACACAGGCAAACCAAGUAAACAACUCUAGUAAUCCAUCGACGCCUCCUAUCACCAACGACACCUUAUCGCUUUCUAUGAACGCAAUGAAUGCCAUGCGCGCCUCUAUGGACAGCAUUCGAAAUAUGGACGUGAUGAGGUCAUCCGUAAUGGAUAUGUCCUCGUCUCAGCAAUCGCAACAACAACAAGAAGCUUUUAGAAUGCAACACGCUGAAGCGCUAAUUAGGUCACAAGCAGAGACAGCUCUACGACUGGCUAUGAGCCAAGCGCUGCCUCAGCUUAGUCAACACCAACAGGAGAGCAGUCAUAGUCCGCUACGCCAUAAUGGAAAUUACCAGGGUCAUCAAGGUCAAUCGUCGCAACAACUAAGUCCUGAUCUAACUGAAGCCUUAAGGCUGCAAGAGCAAAGGUUAGAACAAGCCUUAAGGCUACACGGUAGCGAUCCGAGAACGUUAGGGUUUCCGCUAUCGACCCAACAACAAAAUCAACAACCAUGAAAUUUUAGCUACUACUGAACGCAUAAUACGUAAGGAUACCUUUUAAAAAAAUGUCUCAUUUUUUCGUUACGCUGUACAUACUUUUGAAAGCUAAAACCUGCUACCUAUAUUUGGACAUUUACGAAAAAGUUUAACCGAAGUUUUUUAUAAGUAUUUUACAUAUUAAUGAGACAACUAAACAAUAAGUGGAUGAAAACUAAAAAAUCUAUUUUAAUAUAUUCUAAAAAAGUUUUAACAUCUUUAGAAAUAAAAUUGGUCGUAAUAAUUAUGGUAGAUGGGGCUUUUAGCUUUUAAUUGUAACAUAAAAAGUAGAAGUAAAAGGCGGGCAGUCGUGUUGGUAUCAGUUGUAGUUGUAGCUUUUCUUUUUGUUAAAAUAUUUUUUAUCAAAUGAAAAAGGUGCUUUUUAUAUAAGCACGAAUCUGUCCGCCUUUUAAAAUUAUGAGAAAUAGUACAAAGUUGUUGUGUUUUUAGUUUUAAUUUAGCAGAACAGGAAAACAGUGACAUGGUAAACCUAAAAAAAUCGUUUACUGUUCGAACAAGUUCCAUAUAAAUCCGAUAAAAAAGUGGAUACUAUUGUUGAAACUUCUAUUUAUAGACGAAUCCAUAUACUUUUACAAAUCAAAUAUACUUUUAUAGAAAUUUUUAUACAAUCUUGGAGUUUUACAUAACUUGAGUAAUCCCAGUUUAAUAAAUUCUACACACCGGUUGUUUUAUGAAAUAAGUAUGUAUAAAAUAAUCUGGCAGAAAUAUAGACUAUAAAAAUAAUAAGCUACUGCUAUAAUUUAACGCAGUUUUUUUCUGAUUUACGCUAAUAUUAAUAUUUUAUUACCCGUAGCCCAUAAUUAGAAAUAAAUCUAAAUUUAAAAUCUGAAUUUAUUUAAAUUGUUUUAAAAAACAUAUAAAUAUAAACAUAUAUAAAUAUAAACCUAGGUUUAAUACUUAAAAUUCAUAAGAAAAACCUGUAUCUGUAGAGCCAACUACUAGCUCAAACCAGUGGCGGAUCUGGCAGUGCCUUGGUCGGGGAAAUUUGCAUUAGGGGGGGGGGACUUCCAAUGAAACACCAACCAAAAGACAUAAAAAGAUAAACCCAAACUACUUACAUAAAAAACAUAAAUAAUAACUUAUAUUCAUUAAGUUCCUUUAAUGUUCCUAACUAGCGUGUUUAUUGAGUUCAAUUUGUCAGUCUGUGGUUUAAAUUCCAUAUCAGCUAAUAUAUUUUUAUGUUUCAACAAUUUUUUUUCUUUAAUUUUUGACCUUGUUAGGGGGAAAUAUCCCCUUUUCCCUCCCGGUAGAUCCGCCAGUAGCUUAAACAUAAAACUAAAUCCACAAGAAAAUUUUCCUGUAAAUUUCAUAUAAAAAUUUAUUAGAAAAACCUUUAUAAAAGGUAUAUUUAUUAAAAAGGUACUUGCGGGCUACAUCACCAACGUUUUUGGAAUGACAAUUCUAUCAUCAGUGCUGCUUGCAAAAUGUACAUACAUGCUUGAGCCACUAAAAAUAAAUGGGGAAAACCCUUUGAACGGUGUAAAGUUAUUAUACAUUGUUGUAGAUAAUUAAUUAUUUAUAUG